AGGGCCGGACUCGAAAAGAUCAGCCUUUGCGAAUCGCUCAGCUAGUGCACUGGUUCUGGGUAGAGGUGUUGGCGAUGGGCAGGAUGACGAAGAGAAGAAGGCAAACUUUUCAAGUAAUCACGAUCGAGAUAGACGUCGUGGACAUCCACCACAUCAUCAUCGUCGACACAGUCUUGACCACGAUAACCUUCAUUCGCCGAAGUCUCGUAUGGAUUUUGUCGGGGAUGUCGUUGAGCAUAUGCGCGCUGCGGGUGUUCCGGAGAACAUCUUUACGCGGGUGCUAGGUGACCGUUCACAGGAUAGAACAUCAUCUGCUGCGGUUCUUGGUUCCUCGGCUGGAGUUGGAGGAGCAUCACAGGAUAUCAACAACUCCUCUUCUGUUCCUGCUACAACUACUUCUACAGCUCACAGGGAUAAGGAACACCAGCACGACCAUGACCAGAAGCUGCGAGUGCUUUAUCCAUUGAAGAAGAACCGGAUUGGCAGAAGCCUAGUAGAUACCUCUGUUGAGCCAACAUUAAGAUUGAGUAUUAAGGAUCGUAAUAAACCUCCGGGAAGUAGUGGAAGUGAUGGAGGUGCUUACCAACCACCUGUGUUGCCUGGUGAAUCAGAGGGCGUUGAAGAUCGAUUCGGAGAGCCGCCAUCUUGGAUGAAGAACGAGAAACAGGACGAAACAGGGCAGAUGAAGGGGCAUCUACAACCUUUCUUGAGACACAGUAGCAGCGCUGCUGCUGCGUCCGGUACAAGUAGACCCAGCUUCUCAAAAAUUCUGACGUCCUCUAGUGCAAGUAGCGCAUCUACUCUCCGAUCGUCCGUGGAAGACUCCGACAUGCUUUCCAUCAUUUCCGGUGUUGCGGGCGGGAUCGAUAUUACAGGCGGCGACGGACUGAAUGAGGACCGCGUCAGCAACACCUUGUUCGGACAAGUGAAACUGUACAUGUUUCAGCACUCGGUCUACGUAGUCUUUGUGAUUUUCUUCGUGCUGACAAUCGAGACUAGCCACAGCAAUCUGAGCUAUGCAGGCUUUGCCGAUAAUGACAGUGCUCUGGCCUACAAGGAUCGUAGCAUGCUUGAUGUGGACAGGCAGUACAUCUUGAGUCCAGGAAGUGGUGGUGGUUCUUCAAGUUCCUCGACGUCGACAGCUACAUCGUCUUCAGGAUCUUCAUCUUCUAGUGUUGACCACCAGUAUCACCUAACUCCUGUAAUAUCAGUAGUUGGAUCAAAUUGUUCCAAUAAUGACAAUUUUUAUCCAGAUGAUCAUGAUGAUGCCAAAUCUUCCCAAGCAGCUGCACUCAAAGCCCUACUAGGUGGGUCGGAUGCUAGCGCAACUCUCUCCUCGUUUGACUACAUCAUUCGCGGAAAUGGCGGCUCCGCUUUCAACCCUCAAGUGGAUGAUCGGCAUGGUGAUUAUAUCGAGAAGACAGGAGUGGACGUGGACGUGGAUCAUCUGCCUGAGUCUUCGGAUGCGUCAGUCUUUGCAGCAUUGUGGCAUGACCUAUUUUAUGAGAGAAAAUAGUAAUAUACGAAGCGAAAAUGUGUUAUCAUUCUCACACUCUUCUACUUACUUAAGAAACUUGAUAAUGAUAAUAGAUUUUCGUUUCAUAUAAUAGUGCACUCACACUCAGAAAAAGUGGAGGCUAUUUUCCUACUGAAAUCGUAGCCAAUUUCUUGAGCGUGAGUGCACUUUUUCGUUUCAUAUAUUUGGGUAUGAUCAUACUGAUACGCAGCAGGAAAAAGAAGAUGUUAUCGAGGAACAACGAGAAAAAACCACAGGAGACGAGGGCAGUGAAGAUGCUGCCCCACCAGGAGAGCAGGUGAUGAAGACACUGGUAAUAGACACAUCGACGAGUUACGGAGAGCCGCCAGCCGGGAACAGCAUUCCGUUUUUCAAUUAUGAACACCAACAAUGAUAGCACUUCACUUCUCCAUUCGUUAUUGUUUCUUCCCUAUGAUCAUGAUGAUCAUGUGUAACUGUAUCUCUAACUAUGUAUCGGAAGAAAAAUGUAAGACUAUGUGAGUGUGAGACUCAUGCCAUGCCAAGACAAGCGGUAUUGUCACUCAUUUCACAUUCACUCUCAUCUCCAUCGCCUCCUGCUUCUCUUCCUUCUCUAACCCCAACUCGUGUACGAGAUCGUUGCUGCUUACGGUAUGGUCGGUUUCUCUCUCGGUGGCGGUCGGUUAGUGCAGGUAGAAGCCAUCCAACUUCCAAAUGGUGAGCUCCGACGUUUGGUCCUGUACGCUGACAACCCCAGCAGCUACGUGGCGUCUUGGUCCGCUGGCAGCAAACUUUUGCUGUGCUUCGUCAUGCUGCUGGGGAAGCUGAGAGGACUGCCGGAAAGCAUCGAUCCAAGUGUGGCGAUUGUGAUGGAUUGAACACGGAUUUUUUGAAGAUACUUACAGUCUUAGAUAGAAGUAGUGACGAGGAAAGUUGUGAUCUUCGAAAUUAACUAGGGCUUUUUUGUGUUCCACUUCCACUAGGGCGUUUGAGUUCUCGUUUUACUACCCAUAGCAGCGGUACUUGUAGUAUCAAAAUCUGACUUAUUCUUAAUGGGCUAACAACACAUUUUUUUCACUUUGUAGCGUGUCAGUUUCUGAACACUUUUCUGCAUCAACACACCAGAUGCAGAUGCACCAGAUGACGCGAUAAUCAUAAUAUUCAAUCGUAGACGAGGCUUAUUAAGAUAUCGGUAAUCGCUAUCGCAAUGCAAAUUUUUUCUUAACCAGAUUAAAUAGCAGAGCACUCCUUUGCACUUGGUGGAAGGCAGAGACAACGAAAAUCAUCCUGCAAAUGCACAGAUAUUAGGACUAGCUUAGAUCAACUUACUUGAAUGUACAUUUGUAGGGUAUUGAAUCGGGCUUUGCAUGUUCUUGCAUCCAUACCGCUCUGAUCGUCCUACAAUCAAUACCGUCAUUGUGUCUGCUCAUCCGUAGUAAAGACCUUGAUCUUGUAUCGGAUAGUCGUGGCUUGGGCAGUGGUGCACAGGAUAUCUUGUAUAGAAUGAUAAUGAGCUGAUUGCUUCAUAGUUUUCCUUCUCCUGAACUACCUACUCAAAAAAAUGAACUUCGUUCCCUGAAGCUUUCACGUCACACUUGUUGUGGUCGUGCCUCCAUCGCCUGUUUGAAAUCGAAGACAGUUGAAGGCCACAAAGACUGCAACGCUUUCGAAAAUUAAAACUGUUUCUGUUCCAGGGAGGCACAAAAUCAAAAACUCCG
Molecule: messenger RNA, 3213 nt
Organism: Amoebophrya sp. A25
Lineage: Eukaryota; Dinophyceae; Syndiniales; Amoebophryaceae
Source: the annotation of a GenBank genome assembly